Bicyclus anynana (squinting bush brown) is the source of this 779-nucleotide messenger RNA. RefSeq names its product 39S ribosomal protein L53, mitochondrial (gene mRpL53). The coding region runs from base 125 to 556 and encodes 143 amino acids. The transcript is spliced from 3 exons. The record is from RefSeq and is a predicted model, not a curated record. Gene Ontology annotation, cellular component: mitochondrial large ribosomal subunit. Lineage: Eukaryota; Metazoa; Arthropoda; Insecta; Lepidoptera; Nymphalidae.
AAUUCCACGACAUGCCCAUGGAAUUAAUCUGUGGUUCUGUUCUGUGAUUAUUAUUAAAAAAAAAUUGGAUCUCUAUGGUGUAAAAUCAAUUUCCCGGAUUUUUCUAUUUUCCAAGAGGAAAAUAAUGUCUAUCCCGUACAGUGGUACUAUACGAAGGUCUGGUGGCGUAGUAUCUGCAAUUGCAAAACAAUUGCGGGCUGUUAAUCUUAAAGCUGCUAAACGAAUAACUGUUAAAUUUGAUCCUUUUGGCGAUAAUGUAACGCACACGAGAAAUUUCUUGCAUUAUAUGAGCUCACGAAAAAUAAGCUUAACAAAUCCCAACUGUGUCCUUAAAACCGAGGUUGUAUGUGAUCGCAGUGAACCAACAGUAGAUAUUACAAUUGUACCAUCAAUUGCUGAAACUGCUAGCCUAAAGAAAGUAACUUUCAAAAGUGGCAACCUGACUUGUUUGGAACUCUUGCAACUAUUAAACAAGCAUAUUACACCAUUGGCACCAGCAGAGCAAAUAACAACCACAAUAUCAACAAAAUUAGAGAAGAAAGGUAAAAGGAAGUAAACAUGAAAAAGUCUGGUAAAGGGAACCUCCAUGUUGUGGAGGAGAUCUACAAUAUGAUACCAGCAUUUACUGAUGUUUUCUCAGAGGACACAUUUUAUGUGUUUGUGGUCAUAUUUGUAUCAUGUACAUUUAUGGUUGCCUUUAUUUUGUCUAGAUUUAUUACAUUAAAACCUGUAGAUUAAUGAAAUUAGUAGUUAUAAUAAAAUUUAAAAUGUAAACAAAA